Amaranthus tricolor (Joseph's coat) is the source of this 1874-nucleotide messenger RNA. RefSeq names its product geranylgeranyl diphosphate reductase, chloroplastic. Bases 274 to 1674 code for a protein of 466 amino acids. The transcript is spliced from 3 exons. Gene Ontology annotation, cellular component: chloroplast thylakoid membrane. Lineage: Eukaryota; Viridiplantae; Streptophyta; Magnoliopsida; Caryophyllales; Amaranthaceae. Gene Ontology annotation, biological process: photosynthesis; chlorophyll biosynthetic process. Gene Ontology annotation, molecular function: FAD binding; oxidoreductase activity, acting on the CH-CH group of donors, NAD or NADP as acceptor. The record is from RefSeq and is a predicted model, not a curated record.
UCUCAAACAAGACCUCUAGUAACGUGGGUGAAUGUGAGCCAUCCCCAAACUAAGAAAAUCUCUUACUACUUUCUUCAACCCAUCACCAAAAUCUCUCAAUUCAAUCCUCACGCUUCAAUUCCCACCAUCCUAUGGCUCUCAACUCCACUCAUAUCCCUACCAUAUCCUUAACCAUAAGUCCAUAACCAAAAACCCCAAAUAAAAUAAAAUAAAAAUUGCAACUUUUAUUCCAACUUCCACACUCUCACUCUUCCUUCUCCACCAUCAACUUCCAUGGCUUCUUCAAUGGCGUUCAAAUCCUUCACUGGUCUUCGCCAAUCAUCUCCUUCCACGUGUCUUGAAACUUCCAUUUUCAUCAAACCCACUAACACUUCUCUCAGAAUCUCCCCAAAAAUCAAAGCUGGUCUUACUAGUCCCAAGUUGACAGGAAGAAAUCUCCGGGUUGCUGUAAUCGGAGGUGGACCUGCAGGAGGGGCUGCAGCCGAAACACUAGCAAAGGGUGGAAUUGAGACGUUUUUGAUCGAAAGAAAGCUUGAUAACUGCAAGCCAUGUGGUGGAGCAAUCCCUCUUUGUAUGGUUGGAGAAUUCGAUUUACCAUUAGACAUCAUUGAUCGCCGAGUAACCAAAAUGAAGAUGAUUUCUCCAUCAAAUGUUGCUGUUGAUAUUGGGCAGACUUUGAAACCACAUGAGUAUAUUGGUAUGGUGAGGCGAGAAGUUUUGGAUGCAUACUUGCGUGAUAGGGCGUCUGAGUCUGGUGCAUCCGUGAUUAAUGGGUUGUUUUUGAAGAUGGAGCUGCCCAAGUCGAGUGAUGAGCCGUAUAAGUUGUAUUAUACGGCAUAUGAUGGUAAAACGGGUGGGGCGGGUGAGAAGCAAGUGUUGGAGGUGGAUGCUGUGAUUGGUGCUGAUGGGGCUAAUUCUAGGGUUGCUAAAUCCAUUUCUGCUGGGGAUUAUGAGUAUGCUAUUGCUUUUCAGGAAAGGAUCCGGAUACCCGACUCAAAGAUGGUCUAUUACGAGAACCUUGCAGAAAUGUAUGUAGGAGAUGAUGUCUCACCCGAUUUCUAUGGUUGGGUGUUCCCCAAAUGUGACCAUGUAGCAGUCGGCACUGGGACUGUAACCCACAAGUCAGACAUCAAGAAGUUUCAAUUAGCAACCCGAGUGCGAGCCAUGGACAAGAUUGAGGGAGGGAAAAUCAUCCGAGUGGAAGCCCAUCCCAUCCCUGAGCACCCACGGCCAAGAAGAGUUCUUGACAGGGUAGCCUUGGUUGGGGAUGCGGCUGGAUAUGUGACGAAAUGCUCUGGCGAAGGUAUCUAUUUUGCAGCCAAGAGUGGGAGGAUGUGCGCAGAGGCAAUUGUCGAGGGUUCAGAGAACGGAAAAAGAUUGGUGAACGAAGCGGACUUGAGGAAGUACUUAGAGAAGUGGGACAAGAAGUACUGGCCUACUUACAAAGUGUUGGAUGUGCUGCAAAAGGUGUUUUACAGAUCGAAUCCAGCAAGGGAAGCAUUUGUCGAGAUGUGUGCUGACGAGUAUGUGCAGAAGAUGACUUUUGACAGUUAUUUGUAUAAGACGGUCGUGCCUGGUAACCCAUUGGACGAUUUGAAGCUUGCGGUUAGGACAGUCGGAAGUUUGGUGCGAGCAUAUGGAUUGAGGAGAGAAAUGGAAAAGAUUGAUGCUUAAGAGAAUGCCAUGGUUUGUUAGAUGAUAUCUUUUGAUGUCAAUUUCGCUCCUGCUAAUUUAUUGAGGGGUGAUUCCAAAGUAUGUAAUAGUAUAAGUAGAGAAAUUCGAUUUAGUAGGAUGGACUAAAAUGUUAUGAAUAUGUAUAUCGUGUGUUAUGAAACUCUCCAAAUUGCUUUACAUAGCUGAAAAUUUAUCAGGAA